AUGUUUUGACCGAUAUAUUAUUGGUAUUUGCAUCCGACACAACUAUCUCUAACGACCGACUAAAUGGCACGGCCACGUGCUCAUUCCGGAGCUGACGGGCCCAAGGAACCUCAUUCAGUAUCAUUAAAAGUUUUACGAUUAUCACGACCCUCACUAUCAUAUCAAUAUCCACUACCACGGGAAGACACGAGGAUAUCGUCAAAGGCGUCCCUCGCCUAUCCCAGCAAUGACUUUGAUCCUCACUUUAUCCUCAGUCCCAAUGUUACUCUUCCCCCAGCGUUCGGAUCAGCAUACGUGGGAGAAACAUUCGCCUGUUCCCUAUGCGCCAAUAAUGAACUACCAGAGACAGAUAGCACGAAAAAGGUCACAUCCGUCCGGAUCCUGGCUGAGAUGCAAACACCAUCUCAAGUUUUCCCUCUGGAUCUGAAACCAGGCGAAGACGAACAUCAAGAUGAGACACUACCAAAACCGGGCAAAGGGCUAGACUAUGGCCAAUCAUUACAAAAAAUUGUUCAAUUCGAUCUCAAAGAAGAAGGGAAUCACAUCCUGGCUGUGAGCGUUAGUUAUACCGAGACGUUACUAGCUGAUGCCAAUGCUACUACUGCGAGUAGCGGUAGAGUCAGGACGUUCCGCAAGCUGUAUCAAUUUAUCGCGCAGCCGUGUCUGAGUGUGCGCACAAAGGCGUCUGAAUUGGUGCCCGCGGAAGUGGAGAAUAAAUCUCUGGGACCGUAUGGGAAGACGCGUCUUUUGAGGUUUGCUUUGGAAGCGCAGUUGGAGAAUGUGGGGGAUGGGUCGGUUGUUAUUGAGAAAACGAUUUUAAAUGCAAAACCGCCCUUCAAAUCCCAAAGCCUCAACUGGGACAUACACCAUUUCCCUUCUAGCAGCACAUCGGAACAACCAACAAUGAAUCCCCGGGAUAUUCUACAAGUAGCGUUCUUGGUCGAGCAAGAAGUCGGUCAACACGAUGGAUUGGAGAAUUUGCAAAAGGAAUUGAAAAGGGAUGGACGAGCUAUCCUAGGACAGCUUUCGAUUGAGUGGAGGAGCGCGAUGGGGGAUAGAGGGUUUUUGACGACGGGGAAUUUGAUGACUAAGAAGCGGUAG
Molecule: messenger RNA, 1101 nt
Organism: Talaromyces stipitatus ATCC 10500
Lineage: Eukaryota; Fungi; Ascomycota; Eurotiomycetes; Eurotiales; Trichocomaceae
Product: DUF974 domain protein
Exons: 5
Coding region: 64-1101 (345 amino acids)
Cellular component (GO): TRAPPIII protein complex
Source: RefSeq, a predicted model, not a curated record